CUCUCGUGCAGGCCUAAAGUUGCAAUUCACACACUGCGUUGGCUGGAGCUGAGAAGAUAACGGCGAACCCCAUGUCGGAGAUCAACUUCAUCUUUCACCUACCCGGCGAAUCAUCAUUGUUAUCAUGCCCUCCUACCGUGCUUUCCUGGCCCCGAUCUCAUCCACAGCCAUUCUGACCGCAGUCCCGGACCUCGCCCAAACAUUCAACACAACCCAGGACACUAUAUACGCCAGCAACCCCCUCUACUUGGGGUGUAUGGGAGUCUCUGCCCGUCUGUGGGGCCCCGCAAGCCAAGUAUGGGGCCAUCGACCUCUUCUGAUCGCAAGCUCAAUCCUCUUCUUCGCGUUCACCAUUGCCUCCGGUCUGGCACCGAAUCUUGUAUCCUACUUUAUAUUCCGAGGCUGUGCCGCCUUACAAGGCACUGCCUUUCUGGUCAUUGGCAACGCCAUCGUCAGCGACAUGUACGAGCCUACAACCCGUGCAUCAGCACUAGGCUGGGUGCUAUCAGGGAGUCUAACCGGCCCGGCUCUGGGCCCUUUUCUCGGGGGCAUAAUCCUAACCUUCCGCCCCUGGCGCACAAUCUUCUACCUCCUCUCGGCCCUCAGCCUCCUAGCAACCAUCCUGAUCGCCACGCUCCUCCUGCCCGAAACCAUCGCGCACAAAACCUCCCGAAUCCACCGCGACCUACCGCUCCGCACCCAAGCCCAAGAACUCUGGCAGCAAACCUCCCCGAUCCGCAUCCUCAACCUGAUAAUCAGCUACCCGAACAUCCUCAGCACAGGCCUCGCAGCCGGCGCACUCGUCUGGAACGAAUACGCCCUCCUAACCCCAAUGGACCACACCCUCAACCCGCGCUUCCAUCUAACCAGCACCAUCGAAGCAAGCCUCCUCCACCUCCCACCAGGACUAGGCUACCUGACCGGCACAUUCUUCAGCGGGCGGUACACAGACCGCAUAGCGCAGCACUACAUCCUUCGCGGGGGCGGGGAGCGCAUCCCGGAGGACUGGCUCCGCGCAUGCCUGCCGUUCCUGGCGAUGAUCCCGCCGCCGGUCGUGCUUAUGUUCGUGCAAGGCGUCGCGCAGAUCUGCUGCUUCCCUGGCUUGAAUGCCUACUGUCUGGAUGUGAUGCAGGAACAUGGCCGUAGCGCCGAGGUUGUUGCCGCUAAUUAUGCGUUUCGGUAUGGGUUUGCGGCGUUGGGGGCGGGCGUGGCGAUGCCGGUGAUUCAGGUGUUGGGGUUGGGUUGGUUUAGAUUGGUGCUGCGGGUGCGGUUUGGUUGA
This is a messenger RNA of Aspergillus homomorphus CBS 101889, 1279 nucleotides long. Its product is annotated as putative MFS transporter. Gene Ontology annotation, molecular function: transmembrane transporter activity. Bases 125 to 1279 code for a protein of 384 amino acids. The record is from RefSeq and is a predicted model, not a curated record. Gene Ontology annotation, biological process: transmembrane transport. The transcript has 4 exons. Lineage: Eukaryota; Fungi; Ascomycota; Eurotiomycetes; Eurotiales; Aspergillaceae.